This is a messenger RNA of Branchiostoma floridae (Florida lancelet), 1135 nucleotides long. Its product is annotated as proto-oncogene c-Fos-like. Gene Ontology annotation, cellular component: nucleus. The transcript has 3 exons. Gene Ontology annotation, molecular function: DNA-binding transcription factor activity, RNA polymerase II-specific; RNA polymerase II cis-regulatory region sequence-specific DNA binding. Gene Ontology annotation, biological process: regulation of transcription by RNA polymerase II. Lineage: Eukaryota; Metazoa; Chordata; Leptocardii; Amphioxiformes; Branchiostomatidae. Bases 21 to 644 code for a protein of 207 amino acids. The record is from RefSeq and is a predicted model, not a curated record.
ACGUCAAUGGUGGAGAUAAGAUGGCCAACACUCAAGCUCUUCCAUCUGAUGAUAGUGCCAAAUGGAGUGACGAGUCCCUGAGCUGUACUACCUCUGCGGGUUCUACAGACCUACCGAACUUCCAGCUUCUGCAGGACCUGUCAUUAGCACAACAGAUGUCUACUGAGGAGGACCCGCGAGCCACCAGGCGGCGGGAGCGGAACCGACUGGCGGCUGCCCGGUGCAGGGAGAGACGGAGGGAACGGGCAGAGUUUCUCCGAAAGGAGACACUUCAGCUUGAGAACAGGAACCAGAGCCUGCGAGCCAACAUCAGCAGACUACGUCGGGAACGAGAGCGCCUGAAACAGGUGCUUGAAAGUCACAUGACCACGCACCACGGAGAGGGGACGUCCGCUGUCCCGACAGACCAGGACAUGGCCUCCAGCGGCUCCCAGGGGGCAGGGGGUGCCUGCUCUGGAGACGAGGCCAUUGCUAUACUGCACGACGUGGGUAACAACUUAUCCAUGGGAGGAUCGCUGUUGGUACUGGACGACAGGAGUGCUUCUCUGGGAAACGAGAUCUCAUUGCCAUACGGCCCUCCUCAUCAGCCAAUCAUGUCACUCCAUGAGUCACGUCAACGAACCAGAGAAGAAACGAACUGCUAAUGUCCUUUGGUAACAAUGAGAAAAGUUUGUGUUUCGUCUUAUUUUAAGUGUGAGAAGUACAUGGUAUACCUGAAGAUAAAAACAUCGACUAAAACUGUGAGUGUAAUGUAUAACUCUGUACAGCCGUUGUGAUUACAAGAAGCCUCCGUAGCUCCAAUUUAAGUCAGCUUAAUCAUAUUCGUAGUAUUUCAUGACGUUGUAUUGUUUAUUAUAAAAAAAUGAAACCAGGUGUAUUUAAUUCUUGGAAGAAUAAUGUAUAGAUUGCAGUCAGUUUUGCCACUACUAGUUUUGCAAUUAUUAUUUGUGUUUAACAAAAGUAACAUCGAACAACAGACAUAAGAACAUUUCCCUGCUUCUUCUACGCGCACCUAGUGUUUGAUCGAGUUUCAAUUGCAUAUCUUUUGUUCAAAUUCCUUCCAACCACAUUGGUUUGUACAUGAAAGUCCCUCGAUCAAUUAAGGUCAUUUCGAUGAAGAAACAUGGAAAUCAUG